This is a messenger RNA of Meloidogyne enterolobii, 368 nucleotides long. The record is from the annotation of a GenBank genome assembly. NCBI's taxonomy places the organism in Eukaryota, Metazoa, Nematoda, Chromadorea, Rhabditida, Meloidogynidae.
AUGUGCCCAUUUUUUUAUUGUAUUUUAGUUAAAAAAAGGGAAAAAGUAUGUAGAAUCGGAACAGGAUCAUUGUGUACCGCCGUUUGUGUACCGCCGUUUGUGUACGGCCGUUUGUGUACCGCCGUUUGUGUACCUGGCCGUUUGUGUACCGGCCGUUUGUGUACCGCCGGUUGUGUACCCACUCAAAGGGGGACGUUUGUGUACCCGCAUUAUUUUUUAGAUUUUUUUUUGUUUUUUUAAUAUUUUUGUUUUUCUUUUAGGGUUUUCAACUAAUUCUGCUAAAAUUAGUUGACCGAUAACCCACACAAGUCCAUCCGGGCACUAACUUUCUCAAGGAGGACGAGAGGGAGGACGAGAAUCUUGUGUAG